AUGCAAGCUUUCAGUUAUUCAAGAGGUCCAGAAAUGGUUCAGACGAACCAGAGUGCAUCCAGUCAGGCUGCUGCCCUUCUUCGAACAGUGGCCCUCUCAGGGUUCUUUGUCGCGAACUUCGUUGCCGCUCAAGGUUUAUUUCAAGGUUCCUCUGAAGGAGACCUCGCUGAGCCCCUAAAGUGGCUCUGCGAGAAUGUGGUCAACCCCAUCCUUUUUGAAUGGACCAGUGCAAAAGGCGAUGUGUGGACAAAUAGCAAGCUUGCCGAUGAUUGGCUAUUUAGAUGGGCCCCACCAGAUAUCACAGCAGCUGACAUUUUCACCACGGUGAUAUACCGUGUCCUUCCAGGUCUCCUCAUCCUGUACUCUACAUGUCUGCUCUGCGCAUUGCUUGCAAACUGUGUUCAGCUCUUGGUCCCCGCGAUCGGCUGUGUGCAGCACCGGCUCCCGUGGCUCGAUGUGACUAUCAGGAAGCAGCGUGCGCAGGCCAAAAGGACAAGAGCACAGCAGGCGAUAGAGGAGCUGCUUCAGAAGCAGCCGCUGCCGUCUAGAUUCCGCGACGUGGAUCCCAGUCUCCGGCCCGUCGUCCUUCUCGCCUGGCCUUGGCAAGGAGGAGGGCUGCUCCAAACACUGGCGUUGCUGAUUUUGGACAUCGGCCUCGACGUCAAGACACUCAGCGAUGUGCUGUCCGCAAAGCAUUACGCUUUUGCUUCCGUCACGGCCUUCAUCGUGACUCGCAGUGCUCUUAAGCAAUUGGCCGUCUUGCCCCCUUGGAACCUCCGGCAGGCCCGCUUGGAGGUGUGUUUCGUAUAA
Molecule: messenger RNA, 810 nt
Organism: Symbiodinium natans
Lineage: Eukaryota; Dinophyceae; Suessiales; Symbiodiniaceae
Source: the annotation of a GenBank genome assembly